CAGUGUGGAAAGAGCGUUUUGGCAAACUUUUUAGCUGAUGCUACAGAGAACAUUGGUGGAGAAUACAGUCCAACACAAGGUGUAAGAAUAUUAGAAUUUGAGUGUCCUAAUAUAAAUGGGAACAAAGGACCUGGAUGUGAAGUGGAACUGUGGGACUGUGGAGGCGAUCACAAGUUUGAAACUUGCUGGCCUGCCAUAAUGAAAGAUUGCCAUGGGGUAAUCAUUGUUUUUAAUGCAGACAUUCCAAGUCACCUCAAAGAGAUUGAAAUGUGGCACAGUAACUUCAUUCAACAACAAAGGUUUCAAGAAAAUCAGUGUCUGCUGAUAGCACACCACAAGCCUGGAUCAGGGGAUGAUUCAGAGAAACCAGAUUUGUCUCCAGCCUUAAGCAAAUUGGCACUGGUACAUUCCAAUCUAGAAGAAGAUCCUGAGGAUGUAAGAAUGGAAUUUGUUAAAUAUCUCCGAGGUGUCGUCACCUCAUUGUCAGAGAGCAGGGACCGGGAAGAGAUGUCCAUUAUCACAUAA
Molecule: messenger RNA, 525 nt
Organism: Staurois parvus
Lineage: Eukaryota; Metazoa; Chordata; Amphibia; Anura; Ranidae
Source: the annotation of a GenBank genome assembly